This is a messenger RNA of Monomorium pharaonis (pharaoh ant), 1223 nucleotides long. It is a transcript of the gene Idh3a, whose product is annotated as probable isocitrate dehydrogenase [NAD] subunit alpha, mitochondrial. The coding region runs from base 120 to 1202 and encodes 360 amino acids. Gene Ontology annotation, biological process: tricarboxylic acid cycle; isocitrate metabolic process. The transcript is spliced from 6 exons. Gene Ontology annotation, molecular function: magnesium ion binding; isocitrate dehydrogenase (NAD+) activity; NAD binding. The record is from RefSeq and is a predicted model, not a curated record. NCBI's taxonomy places the organism in Eukaryota, Metazoa, Arthropoda, Insecta, Hymenoptera, Formicidae. Gene Ontology annotation, cellular component: mitochondrion.
UGCCGCUGCGAGCGGAGCGGAGCGACGCGAGCUCCGCGCGGAGCAGAGCGGGAGUCGCGCGAGCGAGCGAGCGCGAGUCACACGAGUUUCUGUUUCGCAUCGAUCACCGUCGGCGCGAUAUGGCAGCCCAGUGGAUCCGUACAGCAAUCUCCACGAGGAGGAUCGCCGGUGCGCGGCUCUACAGCAGCAAGGUGCACAAAUGCACCCUCAUACCCGGGGACGGCAUCGGGCCCGAGAUCUCCGCCGCCGUGCAGAAGAUCUUCGACGCCGCCAAGGUACCAAUAGAAUGGGAAACAGUUGACGUAACGCCAGUGAAGGGUCCAGAUGGCAAAUUUGGUAUACCACAAGCAGCCAUCGAUUCUGUCAAUAGGAAUAAAAUCGGUCUCAAGGGACCUUUAAUGACUCCGAUUGGGAAAGGGCACAGGUCUCUCAAUCUCGCGCUCAGAAAGGAAUUCAACUUGUAUGCCAAUGUGCGACCAUGCCGAUCCCUGGAGGGGUACAAAACACUGUACGAUAACGUCGACGUCGUUACCAUUAGAGAAAAUACGGAAGGUGAAUAUUCGGGUAUAGAGCACGAGAUCGUUGAAGGCGUUGUACAGUCUAUUAAAUUGAUCACGGAGGAGGCCUCUCGUAGGGUAGCAGAAUUUGCUUUUCAAUAUGCCACAGACAAUAAUAGGAAAAAGGUUACUGCUGUACAUAAAGCGAAUAUCAUGAGGAUGUCGGACGGCUUGUUCUUGAGGUGUUGUCGAGAAGCCGCACAAAAGUUUCCAGGCGUUAAGUUUGAGGAGAGGUACUUGGACACAGUUUGCCUGAACAUGGUGCAAGAUCCGAGUCAAUAUGACGUGCUCGUCAUGCCUAACUUGUACGGUGAUAUUUUAUCUGACAUGUGCGCCGGACUCGUCGGAGGUCUCGGUCUGACACCAAGUGGAAACAUUGGUUUGAACGGAGCUUUGUUCGAAUCGGUACAUGGAACGGCACCCGAUAUUGCUGGCCAAGAUAAGGCGAAUCCUACGGCGUUAUUGCUCUCCGCAGUGAUGAUGCUAAAACAUAUGGGCCUUAUCAAUCACGCAAAAAUCAUUGAACACUCUGCUUACGACACUAUUAAAGAAGCCAAGUAUUUGACUGGUGACUUAGGCGGCACUGCAAAGUGCAGCGAGUAUACCAAUGAAAUUUGUAAGAAAGUCGCUGCGCAAACCAAAUAAAGGACAUUUUAUUAGCUGAAA